Molecule: messenger RNA, 9418 nt
Organism: Ahaetulla prasina
Lineage: Eukaryota; Metazoa; Chordata; Lepidosauria; Squamata; Colubridae
Gene: VWA7
Product: von Willebrand factor A domain containing 7
Exons: 17
Coding region: 2311-5271 (986 amino acids)
Source: RefSeq, a predicted model, not a curated record
CAGAAAAUACCAGGAACCACAAAACUUGGGUGGGUGUGGCUGGGUGGGAGUGACAUUGAGUUGGCCACGCCCGCCCAGGCUUUGUGGCUCCCACAAAGUGGUUUCUUUUCUGUGGGAAGCGGUCCAAAUGGCAUUUGAGUGUUUAAAGUUGCAGACCCCUGCGCUAGGCUAAAGUUUGCAGUUGAAAACAAACAAGUAAGCAAGCAAACAAACAAACAAAAAGAGGUUGACUAAUCCUGAUAAGCAAAACCUGUGCCAUAUCCUCUGUGAGGUGCCAAAAGUUGAAUAGUAUUGUUGUAUGAUACGGGUGUUUGUGUAAUCAGAAGCCACCAUUUUAGGAAUUAAAUGGCAGACAUAAGAACCUAAUGGGAAUUAUUUCCCCGCCCCUGCUGCUUGUAAUCUGUUUUUAACGAAGUGAUUCAUGCAUGGAAUUGUGAGUUUGAUUUAGUUUAGUCUUGAAGGCAUUUUUCUACCUAUAGGUUGGGAUGUAAACAACUAGCUCGCAAGAAACUAUUUGCAAACAUGGAUCUAUUCCGGUUAAUCUAUUAUGAUGAUUAAAUGCUAUAGAUGAAAGGCCAAAUAUAGAUUUUUGAAACUUUAUUGGUAAAUAUUAAUGUAUAAUGGUGAUCAGAAGAAAGAAUUAGACCAGAAAAUGCUGUCACUGAGACAUUUUCUUCAUGAUAAUUGAUGGUGGUUAACUUAGUUCAAAAUGCAUAAUCCCUCUAGGGAAGGGGUCUCCAACCUUGGCAACUUUAAGACUUGUGGACUUCAACUUCCAGAGUUCCUCAGCCAGCUUUGAAGUCCACAAGUCUUAAAGUUGCCAAGGUUGGAGACCCCUGCUCUAGGGCAGUAUUUCUCAACCUUGGCAGCUUUAAGGUGGAUGGGAAUUCUGGGAGUUGUAGUACACACCUUGUAAAGCCGCCAAGGUUGAGAAAGACCGCUACAGGUAAUCCUCGAUUUACAAUAAUUCAUUUAGUGACUGCUUGAAGUUACAGCGGCACUGAAAAAUGUGACUUAUGACCAGUCCUCACACUUAUGGCUCUGGCAACCUCCCCACUGUCAUGUGAUUAGAAUUUGGGCACUAACAGCCGGCAUAUAUUUGUGACAGUUGCAUUAUCCCUGGGAUUGUCUGAUUGCCAUUUGUGACCUUCCCAGUCGGCUUCUAAACAAACAAAGUCAACGGAAGGUGCUAGAAUCAUUUAAUGACUGCUUCAUUCAUUUAAAAAUAUCAAUGAUUCACUUAACCUUGGCAGAAAUGGUCAUAAAAUUGAGUGCUUAACAAUAAACUUGCUUGGCAACAGAAGUUCUGAUCCCAGUUAUGGUCAUGUUGAGGAUUACCUGUAUAGAGUUGAUCACAUUGUUUAUCACAAGAAAAAUGUGCUUGUAAGAAGCCAAAAUGUGAGUUUGGCUCAGUGGGCUAUAAGAACUUGAUUGUUUGCAUUAGUAAACCAUUUAGGUGAAGCUAAGAGGGAUGUGAGAAACAGUGAUUGUGCCCGAUUCCACAGACUGGGAUCUGAAUUCACGUAGUCCUAAUGGACAAUCAUUCAAAUAUGAGCCAGCGGUGUGCUGUAGUGGCCAAAAAAGCCAACACAAUUCUAGGCUGCAUAAACAGAGGGAUAGAAUCAAGAUCAUGUGAAGUGUUAAUGCCACUUUAUAAUGCCUCAGUAAGGCGACACUUGGAAUGCUGCAUCCGGUUUUGGUUGCCACGAUGUAAAAAAGAUGUGGAGACUCUAGAAAGAGUGCAGAGAAGAACAACAAAAAUGAUUAGGGGACUGGAGGCUAAAACAUAUAAAGAACAGUUGCUGCAAGUGGAUAUGUCUAGUAGUUUGAUGAAGAGAAGGACUAGUGGAGACGUGAUAGCAAUGUUCCAAUAUCUCAGGGGCUGCCACAAAGAAGAGGGAGUCAAGCUAUUCUCCAAAGCACCGGAGGGCAGGACAAGAAGCAAUGGGUGGAAACUAAUCAAGGAGAGAAACAACUUAGAACUAAGGAGAAAUUUCCUGACAGUUAGAAUAAUUAAUCAGUGGAACAACUUGCCUCCAGAAGUUUUAAAUGCUCCAACAUUGGAAGUUUUUAAGAAGAAGUUGGAUAACCAUUUGUCUGAAGUAGUGUAGGGUUUCCUGCUUAAACAGGGGGAUGGAUGUAUAUGAAUCUUCCUUCUCUUUUUUUACUUAGCUUGCACUCUAGAACUCGCCACCCUAUUCUGAGAUCUUUGUCUUCACUGAUGCAUCUGCUAAAGGUGCUCACCUGAAGAAAAGCGUGGAAUCCCUAAUUCAGCAUAAGAAGUGCAAGGUUCAGAUAAAUGUAUCCAAUAUGGACCAUCCCUUGGACUGCCUUGGGCAUCUCCUGUGGAUGCUGAUGUUGGUUCAUUUUCCACUGCAAGAAGUCCACGGGUUUUUCCCCAACAUCUGGUCUCGGACCAUGGGCUUCACCUGGGGAUCCAUCACCCACCAGGACAUGACUGAAGAUGCAAUUCUGAACGUCACUCUUCGCCUCUUUUCGGCGAUGCCUCACCCUAUCACGGGGAACCGCAUCCAAGAAGAGGACUUUAAGGACAAGACCCUACUGGCUGAUGACAUCUUUGCCGCUUUCUAUGGUCCUGAGGUGUCCGCCAAGCGUUUCCGCGGAGCUGUCGCAGAAGUGGCCAACGCCAAUGCCGCCAUGGACUUUGGGAAUACGACCAGAGAUGACCCCGUUUUCCACUUCGAUUCGGAGCUCAUUCAGUCCGCCAAUAGCUGGCUGUUGCAUGUUCGCAAAGAGAUCCUUCAAGCUGUGCGUUCUGAGCAAUACGGCAUUGCCCGAAAAAAGCUGGGACAGCUGCUCCAUUCUUUGCAGGAUUUCUACAGCCACAGUAACUGGGUAGAACUGGGAUAUGAUGGAAUACUCCUUGACUUGGUUCAGCCGGGCCGUGAAAUUCAGUCUGUCGCUGAAGCUGGCAUCCGGACUUGUCACGAUUGCUCUGAAUGGACUUGCAAAGGAAAUCUCCUGGAGAAGCUUGCUGUUCUCACCACGGGUUACUAUGGUACCCAUCCUGAAAAGCCUACUGGGAAGUGCAGUCAUGGUGGGAGGUUCGAUGAGAGCCGCCAUCAAGAACCUCGAGGCGGCAUCAAUAAAGACAGUGCCUCCAUGUUCUUCUCACCUCACCAUUACCUGCACCAGAAGGCAGCUAGGCUGGCCCAGGAGGCCUCCAUACACUUCCUGGAGAAGAUGUGGCGAGAAAUAGGGAGCAGGCAGUUUAUGAGGUUGCUAGAUAUCAGCCCAACCACAGGCCUGAGCUUCGUUGUGGACACCACUGGAAGUAUGGGGGAAGAGAUCAGCGCGGCUAAGUUUCAGGCACGGGAGAUCAUCAAGCGGCGCCAAGGCACCCUUCAACAACCAGAUUUUUACCUCUUGGUGCCUUUUCACGAUCCUGGUUUUGGACCAGUCAGUAAGACCAGGGACCCUGAUGAAUUCUGGAAAGUCUUAAACACCAUCAGCCCAUUGGGUGGUGGAGAUGAACCUGAAAUGUGUCUGUCAGCCCUGGAGCUUGCCCUCCAGAACUCGCCACCCUAUUCUGAGAUCUUUGUCUUCACUGAUGCAUCUGCUAAAGAUGCUCACCUGAAGAACAGUGUGGAAUCCCUAAUUCAGGAAAAGAAGUGCAAGGUGACCUUCCUAAUCACAGAAGACCCAUCAAAGACUCGAACGAAGCGGGAAACUCUUGCCCCAAACCGAUUCGACUUGUACGUUCAUUUGGCUGAGAGUUCAGGAGGCCAGAUUAUAUUCACAGACAACGAUAAUAUCCGGCAGAUGGCUGAGAUUAUUGGCGAAUCCAGUUUAUCUUCGGUGACUCUCUUUCGCUACCACAAAGGAAACAUCUUGAGACCUAAAGGGACUCAACGCAGGACAAAGAAGCAGGCUCUCCAGUUGGCAAACCAUCAGUUCUGGAUUGACAGUUUGGUGGACCACGUGGUGGUGACUAUCCAAGGCUCCGUGGAAUUCUUUGAAAUAAGGGACCCUACAGAUAGAUUCCAAACUGAUGCGACAAUUCACGGUCCCUUAGCCAAGAUCCAGUACAUUGGUGGAAUUUAUAGAGCAUUCCUUUCUGCUCCUGUCCAUCCUGGAGAAUGGACUUUGAAACUUCGGUCCAAAGGGCAUUAUUCGGUGUACAUUCAAGGUCGGAGCACCCUCAAUUUCUUGUAUUAUUUUGCUGUUCCUGUUGAUGGUCGUCACCCAGGGUUAUUCAUGCUGGAUAGUCCCCCUGUUGAAGGUUUGCCUACUUACCUGGUUGUCAUGGCAAUUGGUCUGAAUCAGACUAAGUCGGGCUCCGUUCAGCUACAGUCGGUGAACUUAGAAGCAAGAACAGGCAGCCUCGGGGAGUUAAAACUACAGAGAAGAGACAGUCGGAUGGACCUGUUUGUGGCCGAGCUGCCUCCGACUCUAUCAACCACCAACAGCUUUUCCAUAGUGGUACAUGGAAUGGAUGGUGAGGGCCAGAAGUUGGAGAGAUCUGCUCCUCAAGUUGCAACUGUCACAGGAUCCCUCCUAGAGCUGAGCAGAGAGACUCCUGUGUUCCCAGGAAGACGUGUUUCCAUCUCCUGGAAGGUCACAAAUCCUGGUGCACCUAAAUAUUAUGGACUAAAAGUGAUCAGUCUUCCCCGGAUUCCAGCCAACAUCUCUAAUGCCAGACUGCAAUUAGGCUUGAACCAAACGGGGACAGGACAUAUAUUCCUGAACAUUCCUGAUACAGCUCUACCUGGGUCACUGAUUACAAUAACCUUGCAGGCCAGCUCUCUCAACUCCUCUGCAGAUCCUGAUUUCGCCCAUAUGGAUCUUCUGGUGAUGCCCCAACCGCCGGUGGAGACCAUCUCAUCCCCAGUAUGCAAUGUCACAUCUUCAGAGAAUUCCUGUGGCCCGCCACAGUCCCCUUGUCGCAGCCAACGAUGGAGAGCCACCUUGCAGAUCUGGGACAAAGCCGGUCUUCACUCCGUGCAGGUGGAAAACGGUCCGGUGCUUCCUCACCAAGCCCAUGGGCUGGUGGAAGUAGUCACGUACACCUCAGAUUGUUGCUCACGGCAGGCGGAACUGGUGGUCACCAACCUUCUUGGAGAGAAAUACCGGUGCCAAGUUGAAGUGAUGCCUCCUGCCCUUCCUGGCAAAAGAGUAACCGCACCUCCAGAAGAUUUUAGGAUGAUGGCAGAUGCUGCUGGUGCUGCUGAUAGAGCCGUUGCUCCUUCUGCCAGGAUCUGGUGGUGGAUCUCAACAAUCUUAUUGGCCAUGGUGUGGCUAGGACAGUAAGGUUGCCAUUUAUGGUACUUCUCGGUGUUCUGGCUGCCCUCUGCUGGGAAAUGAUGGCAUUUUACCUUAUUGAAGAGUGAAGUUAAAAAGAGAGGAUGGACUGAGCAGGAGAGCAAAAUCUAACAUUAGAUGAAGGAAGGAAGGAAGGAAGUCCUCAAAGGACCAUUGUAGGAUGUCACAUUGGAAGUCCUGGUCAAUGUGACGGGAAAGUCACUAAAAUUCUCCUACCGGAUUGGAAGGGCUGAGUUAGCGAGAGAACAAGAAUCUUUUUCUUUAAUGGGGUAGUAGAGCAUCCAUUAACACAAUCUUGUGGUUUUUGACCGGGUAGCCAGGACUGUCCAUCUAUUAGGUGGUGUUUCCUAAGUAUGAACUUGCUCUCUAGUGUGAGAUGGGGCUCCUUGAAAAAUUUUUUUAACUGGACAUGGUAGGAUAGUUGUACUGAUCAGUAUGCAGAGGAUGGGCUUUAGCCCUAGGACGUGAUUUCCCAAGAGGAAUUGUCCAAAGGCCUAUGUGGGGCCUGAACCCACAGUCUUGCUGCUAGUAACCACGUGCUUUGAUGGACAGUACUAGUUUUUGGGGUUGCUAGUCCUACAGGCUAAGCAUGCUUAGCCCCGUCUCUUGGCAUCAUUCCAUCCUGGGUGACUCUGCCACGCGUGCAUGGAGUCUGCUGCCAUUCUUUCGGCUUCUCCGAAUGUCUCUGGUCUUCAGUUGUAGGUGUUUACUCUUCUCUGACCAUAGGAACCUGCUUCCAGUUCCACCUCCUUACUCUUAACUCCCUAGAAAUGGGAUUAAUUUUGUUUCGGAGCCGCUUCUGCUUAAAACAGCCGUCAGAGUGUUUACAGCGGGACGACUAUUUUGAGACAACCCCAGGAGCAAAAUACAGGACACAGAGGUUUUGUCUUUACAAACAGUGGUUUAUAUACAAGACUUCUAUAUACAGACGUACACGUGGUAGGUAGACAUACCAGGCAAGCAAGCAAUCUUCAACUCUACACGGAGAGCUACAAUGCAGAUAGAACACAAGGAGGAGAGAGAUACAGGAGGACAGAGAGAGAGAUGCCCUCUAAUGGCCUCCCUUAUAUAGACAGCUUCUUAAAGCGGCAGCAACUACCUUGCUGACUCAUCCUCAGUCUUAAAGGGGCAAUAACCCUGCUGACUCAUCCUCAGUUCAUCAUCUUGGUCCACAGCGUUACAAUGGCUGGUCAGCUUUAAAUCUGCAUUACACUGACAACAGCCUUCCCCAACCUGGUCUCUUUUUGAGAUGCGUUGGAAGUCCCACGGUCCCCCUGAGCAUGAAAGGAACACAAUUGAAAGGCACAAGGGGAAAUUUGGGGAAAUUUGAAAUGAAGGCUUAUAGAAGGUUCAACCACAGCAUGUUCUGGAAAGCUGAUAGAUAAUUCCUUGUGGUGCACCCCAUGCCUAAAUGCAGAUACAUCUCAGUUUCACUCCAUAGUGAUUGUGCUUUUGAUAUAGAAAUGCUUACAGGUAGGUCAAUGACACUGUAAUGAUUAAACUGUGAACAGAUAGGUGUAUUACUAACAUUUACAGCAUUUUUAUGUAGGCAACCAACAUUCUCUGAAACGUAGAGAGCAUUAAUUCAAAAGAUCUAGAGUGCCACUUUAGGAAGAGAAUGUUCUAAUAUUGAAGAGAGAGAAUGGUUUGGAUUGUAAAAUAUGUAUCUAAGUGCUAAGGCUAACACUUAAGUGCUACUAUUGGUAGCCUUCCAGCUUCUCUAUAUAGAGAAAUAGAAAGGUUUUUUGAAGUGGAUAAAAUAUAUAUAUAUAUUUUCAAUUCAGUGAAUUUUGAAUAUUUUUUCUGUGAGUGAAAAAAACACAGAAUUGUUUUUAGAACAUAGAAUAAUAAAUGUCUAUGGAGAUUCUCGGUCUCCCAGGUCAUGAUUGUCCCAAAGGUGCUUUUUCAAGAGGCAAUUGGACUUUCUUGCUUUUCUUUGAAGACGUUUCGCUUCUCACCCAAGAAGCUUCUUCAGCUCUGACCAUUCGCCACCUUCCAUUGAGAGCUGAAGAAGCUUCUUGGAUGAGAAGUGAAACGUCUUCAAAGAAAAAACGGAAAGUCCAAUUGCCUCUUGAAAAGGCAAUCUUUGGGAUAUAAAAUAAUAGAGUUGAAAGGGACUUCGGAGGUCUUCUAGUCCAACCCCCUGCUCAAGGAGGCGGCUCUUCUUUGUUGGCAGCCCCUGAGAUAUUGGAAGACUGCUAUCAUGUCACCCUUGCUCCUUCUUUUCAUUAAAGUAGACAUACCCAGUUCCUGUAACUGUUGUUCAUAUGUUUUAGCCUCCAGCCCUCUAAUCAUCUUUGUUGCUCUCUUCUGCACUCUUUUUAGAGUCUCCACAUCUUUAAUAUGGUGAAAGCAGUAUUCCAAGCGCAGCCAUACUAAGGCUUUGUAAAGUGGUACUAACACUUCUCGUGAUCUUGAUUCUGUCCUAUUAAUGCAGCCUAGGAUUGUGUUGUCUUUUUUGGUUGCUGCUGCAGACUUGUUUUGUUUUUUGGCGGCUGCUGCAAUAGCACUUAGACCUAUAUACCUCUUCACUCUAAGCAGUUUACAGAGUCAGCAUAUUUGCCUCCAACAAUCUGGGUCCUCAUUUUACUGACCUCGGAUGGAUGGAAGGCUGAAUCAACCUUGAGCCGGUCAAGAUCGAACUCCUGGCAAUCAGCAAAAUUAGCCUGCAAUACUGCACUCUAACCGCUGCGCCACCACAGCUCAGUGCACACACCCCUUUUGAUCCUUCUUACCUUCGGAGUAGCCAAAAGAGCUUGUUAAUUUAAUUGCUUUUCCAGGCCAGAAUCCUUGGUGGUUACAUGUAGUCCUUUCAUGUGUUUUGCUGGCCUCUCUUUGUAUUAUUCCACGGCAGAAUCUAGGAAUAACCCCUUUGGCUUGAUUUUUACCUUUGGGCUGGAAUAAAGAUGGAAUUUUGUGCAUCUUAAGAAAUUCUCCUCUUUAGACAAGCGUCUUCCAGGUGAUGAUGGGGCCAUCAGUCACAGAAUUGUCGCAUCUAAUUAUUCACUCAAUCCAGUGGUGGGAUUCAAAAUGUUUUACUACCUGUUCUGUGGGUAUAUCUUGGUGGGUGUGGCAUGGCUUGGUGGGUAUGGCUUGGUGGGUGUGGCAAGGGAAGGAUACUGUAAAAUCUCCAUUCCCUCCACAUUCCAGGGGAAGAUUACUGCAAAAUCCCCAUUUCCUCCCAAUCAGCUGGGACUCGGGAGGCAGAGAAUAGAUGGGAGGUGGGGCGAGUCAGAGGUGGUAUUUACCGGUUCUCCGAACUACUCAAAAUUUCCGCUACCGGUUCUCCAGAACUGGUCAGAACCCGCUGAAACCCACCUCUGACCCAGUCUCUUGACCACUUUGAAUCUCCAUUAAUUUAUCAUCUCCAGAUACCGUGAAAUCAUUCAUGAUACCCCUGUUUCCCCGAAAAUAAAACAUCCCCUGAUAAUAAGCCCAAUCGGGCUUUUGAGUGCAUGCGCUAAAAUAAGCUCCAUGCAAAAAUAAGCCCUCCCCGAAAAUAUUUAAAUGCAGAGCUGGAAAUCAGGUAACACAGCAAGAGGAGCCCCAUCUUGCUCCACGCACCCCAAAAUAAUAAGACCUCCCCAAAAAUAAAGCCAAGCGCUUAUUUGGGGGUUCAAAAAAAUAUAAGACAGGGUCUUAUUUUCGGGAAAACAUGGUAUAAAUCCAUUCCCCUGGAGGAUCCCUUAUCCAUUCCCAUUUUCCUGGUCAAUGCACCAAAAUUCAAAGAUAAGAGGGGUGGGGGGGAAAAACCCUGGAUGAUGCAGGAUCUGGAGCAGUCAAUCCAUUAUUGUGCUUUGGGAAGGAAGCUAUCCGUCUUUAUCCAUUAGAUCAAUGUUUCUCAACCUUGGAGUUUUUGAAAAUGUGUGGACUUUCGAAGCUGUGCUGGCUGAGGAAUUCUGGGAUUUUAAAGUCCGCACAUCUUCAAAUUGCCAUGGUUGAAAAACACUGCACUAGAUAAAGUAGCGUACUAGUUCUCUCUUUAGAGAUCGUUGAGCAGGCCUCUGGAUCUCAGGCUUCUUCUGUGUUGCUGGUGCUACAAAUUAAGUCCUAGAAUGCCUUUCUUAAGUUUCUUCUUAGACCAGGGGUCUCCAACCUUGGUCCCUUUAAGACUGGUGGACUUCAACUCCCAGAG